CGUUCGGCAGGUGUGAUGUUUGCUCCUUCCGCAUGCGGCUUGGCAGCCGGGGUCUACAACUGCCAAGGGCGGGAACGUUGGGUCGCAUCGAGUCAGACGAGUGGCUGUCGUGAAUUCUCGCACUCUCCCCUCCCCAGGUUGGCGUCGCAUUGCUUGCAUGGCUCGUCGUGACUUUCGCCCGCACGUUCUGGCCCUGCCUUGUGGCUGUGGCGGCAGCCGUUUGGUCAAUCCCCAAUCAUACAUAAAAGGGCUUCCGCCUUGGCCUCGGUCGCUCCGUCUCGCUCGUUGCCUCCCCACGCCGCUCGCAAUCAUGAAGCUGAUCACUACCCUCGCCGCCGCCUCGGCUCCCCUGCUGACCUCGGCCUGUCUGUUGCCCGAGGGGCGCGACGGCUCGACGAGCAGCCCCAUCGGCCGCCGCCAGGCCUCGACCAGGAACGGCAUCCCCGUCGGCACCGGCGACCGCUUCAACGGCGGCACCGUCGCCCCCCGCGGCCUCGGCACCCAGGCCUCCAGCACAGCCUACACGUCACUCCUGAGCGUCAAGGAGAUCGAGACGGGCUUCCAGGCCCUGGCCACCACGUACGGCUUCGACACCUUCAACAGCCCCUCCAAGACGUACGAGGGCCGGACCGUCUUUGGCGGCAAGAUCGGCGGCGCCGGCGGCAAGUGCAACGACGCGUACCGCGUCUUCAUCAACGCCGCCAUCCACGCCCGCGAGCGCGGCGCCUCGGACGGCCUGCUGUACUUUGUCUCGGACCUGCUCUACGCCAACAAGAACAAUGUCGGCCUCACCUACGGCCGGAAGGCCUACACGGCCGCCGACGUUAAGAAGGCCCUCUCGGCCGGUUUGGUCUUCAUCCCGCUGUCCAACCCUGACGGUGUGGCCUAUGACCAGUCUAGCAACAGCUGCUGGCGUAAAAACCGCAACCCAAAGUCUUCCGGGGGCAACAGUGACGCGAUUGGCGUGGAUCUGAAUAGAAACUUUGACUUUCUGUGGGAUUAUGAGAAGGCCUUCGCCUCGAGCGUGUCCUCGUCGGUGGCUUCCACAAUCCCGAGUGCCGAAACUUUCCAUGGCACCAGCCCCUUCUCGGAGCCCGAGACCCGGAACAUCAAGUGGGUUCUGGACACGUACUCCAAGGUCCGCUGGUUUGUCGACCUGCACUCGUACGCCGGAGACGUUCUUUUCAGCUGGGGCUCCGACACCAACCAGGGGCGGUACCCCUACAUGAGCUUCCUCAACACCACCUACGAUAGCGUGCGCGGCAUCGUCAGCGACACACCCGGCGUGGGUAAGGGCUACGGCGAGUAUGUUCCGGCCGCCGAGGACGCCCUGAACCAGGGCGCUGCUAAGCGCAUCGGCGAUGGGAUGAGCGGGGCGGCUGGCCGGACCUACACGGUCAUGCAGUCGUCUGCCCUGUACCCGACCAGCGGAGCUUCCGACGACUACGCUUACUCACGCCACUUUGCCAACUCCAGCCUGAACACGGUCCAUUCGUACACCAUCGAGUUUGGAUUUGGCAACAGUGCUGCCUCGUGCCCCUUUUAUCCCUCGCAGUCGCAGUACAACUCGAACCUGAGGGAGAUUGCGGGCGGAUUCAUGGAGCUGCUUCUGGCCGCGACCGACCUGGGCCUGGGUGAGCCUACCAAGUGCUGAUUGAAGCGAUGGGGGCUUUCACGGUAUAUAAUGGUAUGAGGGGACGUAGGAAGCUUGUUUGAUGAAUAAUGACAUCUUUACCUCGCGG
Molecule: messenger RNA, 1742 nt
Organism: Gaeumannomyces tritici R3-111a-1
Lineage: Eukaryota; Fungi; Ascomycota; Sordariomycetes; Magnaporthales; Magnaporthaceae
Product: carboxypeptidase A
Exons: 3
Coding region: 158-1654 (498 amino acids)
Biological process (GO): proteolysis
Molecular function (GO): zinc ion binding; metallocarboxypeptidase activity
Source: RefSeq, a predicted model, not a curated record